Messenger RNA from Puccinia graminis f. sp. tritici CRL 75-36-700-3, 554 nucleotides. RefSeq lists its product as uncharacterized. The record is from RefSeq and is a predicted model, not a curated record. Bases 1 to 333 code for a protein of 110 amino acids. NCBI's taxonomy places the organism in Eukaryota, Fungi, Basidiomycota, Pucciniomycetes, Pucciniales, Pucciniaceae. The transcript has 4 exons.
AUGAGAUUUUCUUUUGGAUUACUUUCAAUCGUCGCGACCAUCCUCAGCACUCCAGAGAUCAAGGCAGUUCCGACUCAUGGCUACUUUGGUAGACAUGGAGGCUUAUAUGGUGGAGGUUAUGGGGGUGGAUAUGGCGGCGGAUACGGGGCAGGAUAUGGAGGUUACGGUGGUGGAUACGGUGGAGGUUAUGGAGGUUAUGGAGGAGGUUAUGGAGGAGGUUAUGGCGGAGGGUAUGGAGGAGGUUAUGGCGGAGGGUAUGGAGGAGGGUAUGGUGGUGGUGGCGGACUCGGCUUUGGGCUCGGCGUUGGGUUAGGCGUCGGCAUCGGCAUCUGAGUAGUUCUUCCCUCUAGUCGGUGCUUGAUCAGGGGAUGAGUCGAAGCAGAUCAGGACGAGCUGACAACACUCAAGUAUGAUCCGAUUUUACCUUCUAAAAUUCAAGGAGCCUCGUCUAUUACGCUCUCUCCGCCUUCAAAAAUAAUUAAAUCACACACAUUCUUCAAGUCAUUUCUUCCAAUUUUUUUUUUCUUAGGGUGUAUCAUAUGGGUUAAUUGUCA